AUGGAGGUGUUUGAUGUGUUUGUGGAAGCACUUUAUCAUCCCGAUGUUAGCAAGGAUCUGCAUGCUGCAGAAUUGUUCAAGAGCAUCCAUCAUGCUUAUGAAGUACUAUCUAAUAAAGCAACGAGAGUUCAGUAUGAUCAAGAACUUCAAUUUAGUCACAAGCCUCACAGGGAAAAAUGGAGUUACAGUACUGAGUUUGAAGAUCAGGUAAGAGUCUAUAGAUGGGCUCACCUAAGGAAAAAAAUGCAUAGUGAAAGAUACUGGGAGCACAACAAUGUCAACGAGGACUACAGCAGUGAAACAGAGGAGGAAGAAGAUGAAGAAAAUAUUGGUGAAAAGAGGGGUUCUUUUAUUGAAGUGCUUAGAUCAGCUUUCAUGUCAUUAUUUUUGUUUCAGACAUUUGGAUCCCGACUCUCGCUUACAUUUAGCGGUCUGACAGCAUUGUUGGAUGAAAAGUUGGACACCGGCUAUAAAAUUGCCUAUGUAAUAGCAUGGAUUUUGGGUGGGAGGGGUGGCAUAUUGCUAACGUUGUGCUUGUCAUUUGCAAGUUGGGUUUGCGGGAAAACCAGUAGUAGUGUUGUUGCACUAAUUGUGGUGGCCAUGUGGGUUGGGUCUUACCUUGCAAGGUAUGCACCACUUCCCCAAGGUGCUCUGUUGGCGCUUCUCUACAUAGUGGGGAUUGAGAAGUUCCAACUUGUAAGAGCUCUUUACUUGAACACCAUCAUUCCUGCACAUCAAAUUUCUCCACAGAUACCUUCCGCUGGCCAUGUCAACAAAUACCCAGAAUCCAUGCUGAAUCAUCUGAAAACAAAGCCACAAUUACAUUCAGGAUUAAAUUUGAAGUAA
Molecule: messenger RNA, 846 nt
Organism: Sphenostylis stenocarpa
Lineage: Eukaryota; Viridiplantae; Streptophyta; Magnoliopsida; Fabales; Fabaceae
Source: the annotation of a GenBank genome assembly